This is a messenger RNA of Trichobilharzia szidati, 1681 nucleotides long. NCBI's taxonomy places the organism in Eukaryota, Metazoa, Platyhelminthes, Trematoda, Strigeidida, Schistosomatidae. The record is from the annotation of a GenBank genome assembly.
AUCAUAAACGUCUGUCAAUCAUCUAUCUAAUUAUAUUGUGUCCAGAAACAUAAGCCAAUCAGAAAGCAGAAUUGUCCUAAAUUAUACACUGCAGCUUUGAUUCAUAAUCAUAGUAGUGAUAUUUAAAGUUAAUGAAUUUUAGAGAAUAUUACUGAAAAGAAAAGUUAAACUGUUUUCACUAUUUCAACAAUCAUCAGCUGGACUAAGUGAGGAAAAACUGUUUAUUUACAAUGCAUAGGCGUAUUUCAACUGUUGAUAAUCCAUUUCGCGAGGAGAAUAUUAGAUGUUCUAUGGAACAAAAUAUGAAGUAUUUAUCAAAGAAAGAAUUAAGAAAAUUUUCAAAUCCUCAUAGGCAAUCGGAAGGAGGAUACCAUCAACUUGACGGUGUGAAAAGGAAUAAUUCAAACUCAAGUAGAUUAGAUGAAGAUAUAAAGCCGGUUGGCAGUCGUGUACACAGCUAUUCAGAUGACGAAUACACUUUCACAUCUGUCGAUUCACAAACUAAGCGAAGAUUCAGUUUCUCACAAAUGCUGCUACGUAAAGCUUCGAGUAUUUCCAGAAGAUUUCGAUAUUACAUGGUGCACAGUGUCGCAUUGUUCCACGAAGACUUGUAUGGUUUAUCAUGGUCUGAAGCACACGAUAUAUUACAGUCAUCAUAUAACACUUCUGGUGAACACGGUGAACUUUACAAUCAUGCGAACUUGAUAAAGCCCAGAAAUAAGCGUCAUUUCAGCACAUCCGCCAUACCAAAUUACUAUACUCCUACCAACAGUGUACGAUCAAGUAAGAUCGCAAAUGUCAGCACAUCACGAAAGCAUUCAAGACUUUAUCACUUAGACAAACCACAUUAUAUUCAGUGUAAGACUGCCGAAGGACAUAGUAUUGAAGAGGAAUUAGUGGCUCACAGUAUUAACUCAAUGACUAAAAGUCACAGCACACAACAAACUAUCAAUAAUAAGACAAACGUAUCUGAAUCUUUGAAGCAGUCAUUUAAUGAUGUGAAACUCAAUGACACACGUAAAUCACCUGAAGAUGAGUUGAAUCCAUUAGUAAAUGAAUCAGUUCAUCUUUCGAAUAUGACGUCUUUAACAGUAGCUGUUGACUCGCCAGUUGACGAAUCAAUUAAAAACAAAAUUAACAGUACAUCGAGUGGUACAGAAAACACUGAAGAACUUCAAAUUAUACUGGGUAAAGAACAAACGAACUUAAACUCUCAUAAUAACAGUUAUUCAAAUUUGCAGGAGUUAAAUAUUUUAAACUUUGACAGAAUCACUCUCCAUAACAAUAAUGAAGAAGACAAUCAGCUACGACGAACAAAGUGCAGGCAACAAUUAGAACAUAUUAAAGGUUGGUUUGUCAAUUUUACAGAACGUCGAAAUAAGAUAUCAAGGGAGUCAAAAGGUUCUGUAGAUGAAGGAUUUAAGGGAAGAAGAUUUGAAAAGCCCUUGUCAGUUGGAAUUAGCAGUCAUUGAUCUUUCGAAUUGUUACUAGUGGGGGCUAUAUGCUAACAGAAAUAAACGGCUUUAUUCGUUCCAGUAGGCUGAAGUGGAGCGCCAUUGUACAGAGAACUGAUAUGUCUCAACCAAAAUUUGAAAGCUUUUUAAUUAAUUACCUGGUGAACAUUGGUAACUGUAAACAGAUUAAAUAUCAUUUUUGUUAAAAAAAAAACCACUAAAUUUGU